AAAAAUAUUCAAAACGUUUUAUAUAAAAUAAAGCCUAAAGAAUAGAGAGAACUAAAAAUAUUGACUAUAUGAAGACUGCAAUUUUUAUUAAAAGAAAAUGAAAAACUGAUCUACAUGAAAUAAAUUAAAAAAUAAAUUACAAAAAUUAAAAGGCAAAUUACCAAAAAUAUCAAAAUUUAAUUUAAUCUACAAAAUUAAAAAAAUAAAAUUUACAAAAACCACAUCAUGGCCAUCGCUUACUUUAUACCCGACCAAAUCAAGUUGCUGGCGGCUAGCAGCGACAACAACAGUCACAACAACAGUCACAACAACACGAACAGCGGCGGAGGCGGCGGCAACACAAACUCAACCGCAACCGCCUCACCACAACCAGCAGCGCCGCCAACAGCGCACAGUCCGAGUGGUGGACACCCGCAUGGCACACAUCAACACAACCUCAGCAAUAACAAUUUUCGCGCCAAUAUCACUAUACCGCUGAGUGCCUACAGUGCCACCGCUGCGCAAACGGAUACUGGUUGUUGGGAUUUGCUGACGCAAAUCUUCUGUCAUGCUUUGCGUUUCUGCCAUCAAUCCGAGCGGCAUCCGACGGUAAUACAAAUUUCGCUGGAAAUCAGUCAAAGCGAUGCGAUGGGCGCUACAACGGUGCAUGUGGGCGCAGCGGCGGUGCCAGUGGAGCAGCAGCAACAGCAAACAUUAGCUCCGACUACGACAGUGCUGCCACCAAGUGCGGCAACACACAAUAUGGCAACUCGUAAUGUGACUGCUGCCAGCGUGGCACGACCGUCGGCUUCUAAUGCCGAGGCAGUGGCGCCAAUUGUGGGUAGCAGAAAUCUGGAGCCUGGCACGCAUAAGCCGGCGGCUAGGAGGCAUUAAGACAAUUAAAGGCAUACAAGAAUGGAAAUGUGUAAGUUUUGAUUGAAAUUCGAAAUCAAAAUUACCGCACAGCCUUGCAACUGCAACCAAGCAUCGAAUGAAGCUCCGGUGGGAGCACUUUGUAAAUGAACAUCAUUAAGCUCAUUCAAAGCGCAUUGUGAUUCCGUGGAAGGUAACGCAUACUUUGCAACAAAUAUUUCUAAGUUCUUUAAAAAUCAUGCUGAAAAUUUUUUGAAAUGUUUGAAAAAGAAAAUAUUCCAAAAAAAUAAUUUUUGAAAAAUUAAAUUUAUAAAUUUCGAUAAUAAAAUUUAAAAAUAUUAUAAUUGAAAAUUUUCGAAAAACAAAAUUGUUGAAACAUCGAGCAAAAAGUUUGGAAAUUAAACUUUGGAUAUUUGGUGACUUUUGAAAAAUUAAAAUAAAAAAUUUCGAUUCUUUAGUUAGAAAAUUAUAAAUAUUGCUAAAGCGCCUGAAAGCGUGCUUCGAUGAAAUAAUUCUCCAAUAUUUUCAAACGUUUAUUUUUUAAAAUUAAUUUGUUGUAAAGCCCAGCCAGUCACUUUUUAAUGGAUACUAAAAACCAUUUUCUAAAAUGUAUUUUCUACAUUUUUUUUUAAUAUUAUUAAAAUUUAUAAAACACUAAAUUAAUAUUAUUUACAAUUUAAGCAAAAUGUGAGUAACUUGAAGUAAACUAGCGAAGGAAUUUGUUUGAGUUGAAGGUUAGAUUUAGAAAGAAAAAAUAUAUAAAAACAAAAUAUUUUUGAACAAAAAAAUAGUAAAGAAUAUGAAAAAACAGUAUAACGGUUUCGGGUUGUACAAGUCGCCUACAAGCGACGCCAGUAAGCAACCGCAGUUCAAAUAUUUUUAAAUUUUAAAUAAUAAAAAUUUUAUUUUAAGUUUAGUUAUUCAAUAUUUUAUAAAGAAAAUAUAAUAGCCAACAACAAAAAAUAAUAAAUAUAGUAAUAAUGCUGUAAAACAUAUUCAUGGAGUUUUGUGUGUGGAAAGUGGGGAAAAAAUAAUUUUGAAAUAUUUUCAAAAUUCAGGUUUUUGAAGUAGAAACGUAUAUAUAUAUUAAUUUUGUUUAAACUCACCUGACGUGU
Molecule: messenger RNA, 1967 nt
Organism: Zeugodacus cucurbitae (melon fly)
Lineage: Eukaryota; Metazoa; Arthropoda; Insecta; Diptera; Tephritidae
Gene: grim
Product: cell death protein Grim
Exons: 1
Coding region: 226-873 (215 amino acids)
Source: RefSeq, a predicted model, not a curated record